Exophiala oligosperma is the source of this 1100-nucleotide messenger RNA. RefSeq lists its product as uncharacterized. The record is from RefSeq and is a predicted model, not a curated record. The transcript has a single exon. NCBI's taxonomy places the organism in Eukaryota, Fungi, Ascomycota, Eurotiomycetes, Chaetothyriales, Herpotrichiellaceae. The coding region runs from base 211 to 1053 and encodes 280 amino acids.
CAUGAAUAUGAUGUUCAGUGUAUGCAAGUGCACACCCUUUCAUUUGGACCCUGGUGCCUUCGAUGCAGGCUUGAGCAAGGUUAGAUGUGUGGUUGUGUCCAAAGAGACCGAACGAAGAGGUAACUUCCAAAUGGAUAAUAUUGCACCUCGAGUCCGUUGUGAGGGCUGGCUGCCCUGCUUGUCUACCUAAGAGCAAGGCACAUCAGAGCAAUGACAAGAAGACUCGUUCAAAAUAUGGAUUCGAUUGCCAUACUUUAUUCGUGCCGACCACCCUUCUUGCCAAAGCAAUCAAACCACGAGGGGAAGCUGUCAAAAUUUGACGAAAUCAAAACCAAUGCAAUGCAUGUCAGCGACUCGAAAUCUAGUGACCCCCUUCAUCAAGACGACUCGGCCACUAUAUUUGAGGAGGAUCUACAGUUGGAAGACGAAUGUGAAUCGAUCGCACAUGAUACAGGAGAUUAUCGCAUACAAAAGAUUGUUGAGUCCUCACCGACAGGAUGGCAGGUUCUGAGGUCAUCUGAUGGCGUAGUAUAUAUCGCCUUUGAGAAUAUGGAAGACCUCGACUCUCAUCUACGGGGUCUGGAAUUGCGGAACAGCCUUGAUAUUAACCACGACGGCUUCGAAGUAGGCUUUGUCCUGGCUGUUUUAAGACAUUCGCCUUCUUCAUUGAAUUUGACAAGCAUGGAAAAGGAGCUUCUCGAGGGCUUCAUUUGGAGAACAGUUGAGGAGGUGCUCCAGGUGGGCUCGACAGACUUUCGUGGCGGCAGCCUGCAACGCAAGCGACAAGUUACGGGCUUAGAGCUUCUUCGUCGCUCCGCCUGUUCGCAGGACUCUUUGAUGUGGUAUUUCCCACCAGCCCCGAGGUUUCCUCUCCCUGGAAAAUUGUCAAAAGUCUGGCCAAUAGGUGAAAAUUGGUUGACGUCAUUUCAAGACUUAGAAGGCCAGGAUCUAAUCACUUGUACUGUGGACUUUGAGAUCGGGCACGUCAACGCGUCAGGAAUCUUGUUCAAACAUCCUGGUCGUAUAGAUGUGGGGAUAUUAUGUGGUGUCUGAAGGACAUAGUAUUCAUAGAGUUAAUGCAUUAUUCCAGGUCGACACGC